Diabrotica virgifera virgifera (western corn rootworm) is the source of this 2753-nucleotide messenger RNA. RefSeq lists its product as uncharacterized. Bases 234 to 2441 code for a protein of 735 amino acids. NCBI's taxonomy places the organism in Eukaryota, Metazoa, Arthropoda, Insecta, Coleoptera, Chrysomelidae. The transcript has 7 exons. The record is from RefSeq and is a predicted model, not a curated record.
AGGGGCUAUUAUGUUUGACUAACCGGAAUUUUCAGACUUAUCUCUUAAAUGUUUUUCAAUGAGCAAUUAUAAUGAUGUUACUGUGUAAUCCAAGUAAAUCUAUGAAAAGUAACCUAUUAAUCAUCUUAUAAAUAAAUAUUAGUGACCUCUACUACGUAUCCGAUAAAUUUGAACAAUUAUUAUAAAACAUUUAAUAUCAGAACCUACAGUGUUACUUGACGAUUGUUUUGAACAUGUUGUUAAAAUGGAGUUGGUGCAUUCUACUAAUUGUAUUAUUAGUAGAGUUAGAUCAGACUACAUCAUGGGGUUCAUCUCGUAGUUCUAGUUCCAGUUCUCGAAGUUCUAGUUCCAGCUCUCGAGGCAGUUCAGGAUCCCGUGGUAGUUCGUUCGGUUCUGGAUCCCGUGGCAGCUCAAAUUCUGCUACUAGACCUUUUCCACCCAGACCUACUCAAAGACGGUAUCCUGUAACAACUAUGCCUACCAGGAGAACGACAAGAUAUCAUCCCAUGACUACGAUGCCUACUAGGAGAACGACGAGAUAUCAUCCAAUGACGACUAUGCCAACGAGAAGAACGACGAGGUAUCAUCCUAUGACUACCAUGCCCACUCAAAGGACUACACCGCAUAGUAGACAGCCCCCAUUUAAUCCUAAUUUCCGACCAUCCAACACGACAAACCGUUAUCCUAUGACAACUCCAUCCACGCAGAGGACUACUCAGCAUGCUAGACAACCUCCAUUUAAUCCAAACUAUCCACCCACAGGUAGAACUAAUCAUUCAUCUGGGAAUUAUAUCAGUACUUCAACGGUCCGUUCAGUAUUCAAUACUCCACCACGUGUCGGCACUAACAGUUCCAGACCUCAUUUCAAUACUAGUACCCAUAGACCUUUUGUGCAAUCAACAAAGGCUGUAACAGUUGGAAAUUGGAAUCCAGGACGUCCGCAUCCAUCAUAUCACUACUCAUCCCCAUCAUACUCCCAUCCUUCCUAUCACCCUUCCCCUUCCUACUCUCACCCUUCCCCAUCCUAUUCUCACCCUUCUCCAUCCUAUUCUCACCCUUCUCCAUCCUAUUCUCAUCCUUCUCCAUCCUAUUCUCAUCCAUCUCCAUCCUAUUCCCAUCCUUCUCCAUCUUACUCUCAUCCCUCGCCAUCGUAUUCCCAUCCCUCUGCAGUAAGUCAUCCAUCUGCGCCAAUUCCAGCAUAUCAUCCACUUCCAGCAGCUCCAGUUUACAGGCCGAUAGGAUGGAACGUUGGAGGAUCCCAUCCCGACAGCCAUGCUUCGUCUGGUCCGAUUGGACCACCUAAGCAUGUUUCUGGUGUUGGCAGCUCCAAUACGAACCAUGGUCCAGAAAUUACAAGACCGAUAGGAUUCGCAACUGGAGGAUCUACUGGACACAAUACCGGGUCACAGCCUAUUGGACCACCAAAAACUAUUGCAGGAGUGGGAAAUUCUGGAGCUCACUAUGGAGAAAAACCACCAGCAUAUAACCCCAACUACAACCCUGCUGGGUACGGACAUCCACCAGCGUAUAAUCCAGCUGGAUAUGGAUCCGCACCAGUACACAACUCACCACAAGCUGGAGGCGGUUUUAAUUUCCCGCCACCUGCCUAUAGUCCAGCAGGCCAUCCAGGUUAUAGCUCAGGUGGAUAUCAUGCACCACCUGCUUACAGUGCAAAUCCCAGUGGAGGUCAUGUAACGAUUAUCAACAAUAAUAAUCAUCAUUAUUCUUAUCCAGCUUAUGUACCAACUUAUCAUUAUACUACAGCAGAUACAGGAAGCAGCCAUCUUGGUUUCUUUUUGGGAUAUUCAUUAGGAAGACUAACCUCUCCAAGCUACCACUAUCACAGCUCCGUUUUAUAUGAUAAUACACCAAGAUACGACCACUACGAAGUCCAUCACUACUAUCACAACAGCAAUUCCGUUCCAAAAGAAGCCACCAUCCAAGAAAAUGCUAUAGUCGGUUGUGUCGGGGAUACUGGUUCAUUCUGUCCUUCUAACACUACAUCUUUAUGUACCAACAACGGUGCCGUCAUGUGUGUUGCCAGUGCUACCUCAACAGUUCCUUGUAGUCUGGAAAGACAAACCAAUUGUGUGAAAAGUUCGGUACCUUGUUUGAACAGUACAUCUCCGGAUUGUGUAGGAGCUGUGAAGUCAGCUACUGUUUCAUUACCUUGUAUUUCCACUGCCAAAGUUUUAGCAAAUAUCACCUUUGUUAACAACACCAUUGUUCUCGCUCCAACUACCAAUACAACAGUUCCUAAUAACACGAGUUCAACACCAUUACCUGUUACUACUACACCACAACCAGUAACUCCUCAGAACUUCUGUGUCACCAUUCUGGCGUUGCCUGCUGAGAGAAAACUUACUGAAAGUGAAAAAUUAGCCAAUGGAGUGGAUGGAUUGUUCGGAAAAAUCGCUGUAAAAGCUUUAGGGAUCGCUUGACAGUAUCUAAUUGGUAUAGCUGUAUUUCAGCUCCAUUCAUAAUAAAAUUAUCUCUUAGCCUACAAAGCUUUGCUUAUAAGCAAAGCUUUGAAUCAAACAGGCGAUGUUAUACAAAUUGCAGGUAAUGCAAGUACUUUGUAAGAAAUUUUAAAUCAGUUUCUUUAUUUAAACGUUAUUUUUUUAAAAAAUUAUCUAAAAACAUGAAAAAUACACUUGUAAAGGUGGUUAUUAGUCACAACUUAAAGAACUCAGCUCGAAUGAGCAGCAAAUAUUUUAUGUAGAUUUUAUGAAAUAAAAAUAAAUAAAUACUGA